AUGAGCUUGAACGGAAACUGGAAAAAGACUUCUACCGAAGGAGAAGUUGAGUUUGGCAAGGCUAUCGGAUGGGGCGGCGCGUCUGAGGAGGAAUGGAAGGCUCAGUGUGCCGUCGCUGUCGAAGUCAGCUACAAAGUCGAAGGCGACAACAUCGAAUCUACUCGAACCUACGGCGGCGCAAAGUCCAUUACCAACAAGGGCGUUUUCAAUGUUGAGAGCGACUACAACUUCCUCGGACACGACAUGAAAGUGAAAAUUACCGGAAAGGAUGGCGACGUUGUCUUGGAAUCUGUUUCCGGCUGGGCUACCGUCACUGUUAAGGUCGACGGCGACAAGAUGGUCGAGAACGUCAAGCACAACGAAUCUGGUGCUACUCUUGUCAACACCUGGGCCCGAGCUUAG
Oikopleura dioica is the source of this 402-nucleotide messenger RNA. The record is from the annotation of a GenBank genome assembly. Lineage: Eukaryota; Metazoa; Chordata; Appendicularia; Copelata; Oikopleuridae.